Molecule: messenger RNA, 741 nt
Organism: Tetrapisispora phaffii CBS 4417
Lineage: Eukaryota; Fungi; Ascomycota; Saccharomycetes; Saccharomycetales; Saccharomycetaceae
Exons: 1
Coding region: 1-741 (246 amino acids)
Source: RefSeq, a predicted model, not a curated record
AUGAACACUCUUGCGUCGUUGUUCUGUUCAAAUUCUGUUCUGUGCGCGACACCUUCAAAUCCUUACGUCACCUUCAAGCAGAGCCUGAAAAACGUUAUUACUUAUUUCAAUGGUAAAGUACUGCCACGACCAGGCAGCGUCUAUGGGAUAUACUUCUACAAGGGUUUAGCUGGGCAUACUGGAAGAGAGAGGGGGAUGACGACGCACUGCAGGAGGAAGGGAUGCUCACGGAAAAUAAAAAGCAGAAACGGAAAAGUUGUUUUGUGCGCACAUGUCUCAGGACCGCACCGGUUGCGCACCCAAUUACUUGCACAAGUACUGGGACAAGCAGUCGCACGAUGCUGUACCCAUGCCUCGGUGGCGUCUCCGUCUUUUCUUAACUUUCACCAAAUACUUACAAAUCCUGCGGCUGGAGGAGAGGAAAAACACAUUUGCACUGACAACUCACCGUGCUCUUCGUGUUAUCAUUUCCCCUACAUUGUCACGCUGCCAGAAUCACUUUCUCCCCUCCCCCGCGCCGUCUUGACAGGCAGUUUCUCUGUGUCUUUUUUGUUUUUUUCACAGAAUUGCAAUUUGCAUACCGCAAUGGGAAGUUACUGUCUACGGGGCUUUGACUGGAAAUCUCUUUACUAUCCAAAAACUGCUUACCCGGUGCAGCAUCGCAUCUACUUAUUUAUUGACAAUGCCUCUCUGUCAUACAUAACAGAUGUCAUACUUAACAUAGUAUUAGUUAAUAUAUAG